Messenger RNA from Dendrobium catenatum, 568 nucleotides. RefSeq lists its product as uncharacterized. The record is from RefSeq and is a predicted model, not a curated record. Lineage: Eukaryota; Viridiplantae; Streptophyta; Magnoliopsida; Asparagales; Orchidaceae. The coding region runs from base 52 to 459 and encodes 135 amino acids. The transcript is spliced from 2 exons.
AUCUUCAAUCAAAUUCAUACUAAGAGAAGAAAUCGAUUGGCCACAGAUCGAAUGAACAAACUUGUUUAUGUUAUGUUUAACAAAAAACUGAAAGAUAGACAUCUCAAAUUACAGAAGCAAGGAAGCAUUGAUAAUGAAAUUGACUCUUUACUUGUUGAUGAUUUACAAUCUGAUGAUGAAUGGGUUACUCCUAAGAAUGUUGAUGUUUCUGAAGUUGAAGUAGAAGGAGAAACUCAAAUCAAUGAAGACAGUGAAGCAACUACUCAUGUAUAUAAAAGAAAGAAACAAAGUGAGAUUGGAGCUUCAAAAAAAUUCAAAGGGGAUAAAGGAAAAAAUAUUAUAGAUGAAGAAGAGUUUGAGGAUGACUUUGACAUUAAUUAUGAAGAUUCUUCUGAAGAAAAUCAAAGUGAUGAUGAGUCUGCAUUGGGUCUUGAUCCUAAAGGGAUGUUUUAUUUUUAAGUGAGUUUAUUUUAAAUCUUCUUUUCCAGUAAUAUACUAAUAUUAUCUUAGAACAAAUCAUCAAAUUCACAAUUGACGUAAUAUUUUGUUAUUUUUUGACAUUUUUGUC